ACACAAACAAGAAGCAAAAACACAAAAUAGACAACUCACUCCCCACUCUCUCACUCACCUCAAACAAUGUGUACCUCACCACCAUUCCACCACCACUUCUUCACCCUCUUCCUCCUUUUCACCACCGUCUCUACCACCACCCCAUUAACCCCAUCUGUCCCUUCAGACGCCGUCUCUCUUCUCAAAUUCAAACUCAAAGCCGACCUACAAAACAACCUUCUUUACAACCUCAAUGAAAACUUUGACUACUGCCAAUGGCAAGGCGUCAAAUGCGUCCAAGGCCGGGUCGUCCGGUUCGUUUUACAAAGCUGUAAUUUAACUGGCCUCUUUGCACCCAACACUUUAUCAAAUCUAGACCAACUUCGAGUCCUGGUCCUUAGAAAUAACUCUCUCACUGGACCCAUUCCUGACCUGUCUAAUCUUACAAACCUCAAAACACUAUUUCUUGACCACAAUGCUUUUUCUGGAACCUUCCCUUUGACUAUUUUUUCACUUCACAAACUUCAUUCACUUGAUCUCGCUCGUAACAACUUAUCCGGUUUACUUCCGGUUCAGCUUAACUCACUUGACCAGCUCAACUAUCUAAAACUAGAAUUCAACCGGUUCACCGGUUCUUUACCCCCACUUAACCAAACCGGUUUAACCGUUUUCAACGUUUCCGGUAAUAACCUCACUGGAUUAAUUCCGGUUACUCCUACUUUAAGUAAAUUUGACACGUCAUCGUUUUUACUAAACCCUAACUUAUGCGGCAAACUAAUUAACAAAAUAUGUGAUUCGAACUCGCCGUUUUUUGAACCACCGUCGGUUUCUGCUCCGGCACCGGUGGUACAAAACGGCGAGUCACAAGGAUUAAUUGUUGCUCCGCCGUCCAGUAGACGGCACAAACGGUUGGGGGUAAUAUUAGGGUUUGUUAUUGCAUUUUUGAUAUUUACUGCGCUUGUUAUAUCGAUUUUUACUGUUUUAAGUAGACGAAAGUAUGAACAUCAGAAGAAGUCGGUUUCCUUUAGUUCAGAUGAAGAUAUAGAACUUGAAAAUGAACCCCCCGAAAAUGUAGCAAAUAAUAGAGUAGUAGCAUUUUCAAGUAAACAUGUUGUUAAAAAUGAAGUUGAAAUAAAAGAGAAGAAAGUGGAAUUACCUCAACAGAACAGGUCGAAAACCGGAAAUUUGAUAUUCUGUGAAGGGGAAACAGCAAUGUAUGGACUAGAACAGCUGAUGUCAGCAUCGGCGGAGUUGUUAGGGAGAGGGACGAUUGGGACGACGUAUAAGGCGGUGAUGGAUAACCAUCUGAUUGUGACAGUGAAGCGGUUAGAUGCAGGGAAGACUGCCAUAACGUCUGGUGAAGCGUUCGAGAAGCAUUUGGAAGCGGUUGGAGGUUUAAGGCAUCCGAAUUUGGUUCCGGUUAGGGCUUAUUUUCAGGCGAAACAAGAGAGGCUUGUUAUAUAUGAUUAUCAACCUAAUGGCAGUUUGUUUAACCUGAUUCAUGGAUCAAGAUCAACGAGGGCGAAGCCACUGCACUGGACAUCUUGCUUAAAAAUUGCUGAAGAUAUAGCACUUGGCCUUGCUUAUAUCCACCAAGCCUCAAGGCUCAUCCACAACAAUCUUAAAUCCACCAACAUUCUGCUUGGUCCUGACUUUGAAGCCUGUCUCACAGACUACUGCCUCUUGGUCCUCGCAGACCCCACUUCUAUUGAUGAAUCAAUUUCCACAGGUUACAAAGCUCCAGAACUGAGAAAAUCCUUCCAUCGAGCCACAACCAAAUCCGAUGUCUACGCCUUUGGAGUCCUCUUGUUAGAGCUUCUAUCGGGUAGGCCUCCUUCCCAGCAUCCACAUCUUGUCCCUGAGGAUAUGGCGGAAUGGGUGAGAGCAAUGAGGGAGAAUGAUGAUAUGCCAAAUGAUAAUAGGCUUGGAAUGCUUGUUGAGGUUGCAGGCGUUUGUAGCUUGACAUCACCAGAGCAAAGGCCGAUAAUGAGACAAGUGUUAAAAAUGUUACAAGAGAUUAAGGAGACUGCUAGCAACGACAAUGAUAGCACGUAUAAUGGAUAUUCAUAGCUACCAAACUCGAAAAACAGCUAGCAGGAAAUUGUUACAUUAUUGUCAAUUGUGGUGUAAUUUUGAACAUGCAACCACAGAACAAUAGGAAGAAAGAAUUGCAGGGACGAACUCCACGGUUUUUGUACAACUUGGUGUUUCAUUUGAAGGAUGAUGCUAGUUUCUUGUGAAAUCCAGUCAUGCGAGCUAGCGUUGGUAUUCAGUUGUAAAGGUAACUGGUUAAGUACUAAAAUUUGAUGUAAGAUCCUUGAAUUUCUCUUAUAUAAUAGAUGUAUAUGAAUGGUUAUUGGA
This is a messenger RNA of Erigeron canadensis, 2340 nucleotides long. RefSeq names its product probable inactive receptor kinase At5g67200. Gene Ontology annotation, molecular function: ATP binding; protein binding; protein kinase activity. NCBI's taxonomy places the organism in Eukaryota, Viridiplantae, Streptophyta, Magnoliopsida, Asterales, Asteraceae. The transcript is spliced from 2 exons. Gene Ontology annotation, biological process: protein phosphorylation. Bases 67 to 2049 code for a protein of 660 amino acids. The record is from RefSeq and is a predicted model, not a curated record.